GCCACUGACCUCAAUCCAACUUAUGCACUCGUUUUCUUCUCCGAAUCUCUUUUUCUUGUUUCAAUUAUUUGUGUUCCUGGAGUUGAGCAGAAGAAAGACUCGAUUUUGAUCAGGAUUUCCAAUUUUGUCCCAUGAAAAUCCAUCUGAUCUUCAUCUCCGCCUCUUUUGCCCUGUUCCUUGCCGUUCCGGCCGCCGACGCAUAUUCGCCCGGCGACGCCAUCCUCCUCAACUGCGGCGCAUCUGGACCGGACUCUGACCUCGACGGCCGAUCCUGGAUCGGCGACGCCUCCGGAUCCAAGUACGCCAUCUCCUCCUCCGGUGCGACGAGCUUCUCGGCCCAGCGGCAAGCUUCCUCCGUCCCCCGAGUCCCCUAUUUGACCGCCCUCGUCUUUACCUCCCCCUUCACCUUCUCCUUUCCCCUCUCAGACGCCGGUCGCAUCUUCCUCCGCCUCCACUUCUACCCUUCCAACUACUCCCACCAUGCCGCCCCGGACGCCUUCUUCUCCGUCACCGCCGGCGCCCACACACUUCUCCACGACUUCAGCGCUUAUCUCGCCGCCGAAGCCUUAAAUUUUCCCUACAUGGUACGAGAAUUCUCCCUCAACGUCUCCUCCGGCAGCAUAAACCUCACCUUCACCCCUUCCGCCGCUCGCAACAACUCGUACGCCUUCGUCAACGGCAUCGAGAUCGUUCCGAUCCCAGACAUCUUCCGCUCUGAACGGAGCCCUCUUCUCAUCCACGGUGGAAAUCCGGUGGAGCUCGACCUCGAUCCGGCCCAGGCUCUGGAGACCAUGUACAGGCUCAACGUCGGUGGGCAAGCGAUCACCCCCGCCAGAGACGCUGGCUUGUUCCGCUACUGGGAAGACGACUCGUUGUACAUUUGGGGGGCGGCGUUUGGGGUCAGCUUCUCCAAAGAUCCCAACGUGAGCAUCGAGUACUCUUCCAGACUCCCAAAUUACACAGCGCCGGAGGAAGUAUACUCCACGGCGAGAUCGAUGGGGCUAAAUGCCCAAAUCAACUUGAACUACAACCUCACCUGGAUUCUCCCCGUCGACUCCGGCUUCUACUACCUCGUCCGCCUUCAUUUCUGCGAGAUCCAGUACCCGAUCACGAAAAUGAACCAGAGGGUGUUCGAGAUUUUCCUGAACAACUUGACGGCGGAGUCGUACGCCGACGUGAUCGCCUGGAGCGGUGGGAUCGGCGUCCCAGCGUACAGGGAAUACGUGGUGAUCGCCAUGGGGACCGGGCGAAUGGAUCUGUGGGUGGCGCUUCAUCCGAACCCUAGAUCGAGGCCGGAAUACUACGAUGCGAUCUUGAAUGGGCUGGAGGUGUUCAAGUUGGAGAACUUUAGAAAGAGUUUGGCCGGCUCCAAUCCGGUACCGCCGCCACAACGGGCGGCGGAUUCGAACGGGGAUUGGAGAACGAGGAAACGUGAGGGUGGAAUCCCUUCUGGUGUGGUCGUUGGUGGGAUUGUUGGACUAGGGUUCGUUAUCACGGUUGCGGUUUUUGUGAUCGGCAAGUUCAAGGAUGAAGUUUUGAGCGCAGUGCUGGCUGGGGAGCGGCCGUCGAGCGUGGCAGAGUCAGCAGCGCGGUGGUGGAGGGAAGGAGCUCUCCGCCGGGAAGUUGGUCUCUUGGCGAAGGGCGAAGCCGCCGACAGCUAGGUUGAUCCGCUGCGGUCGUAAGAAGGUAAAGCACAGCGACGUCUCAAGUCAAGUCGUAUUUUAUAGAUUCGAUGUAUACGAAAAAUAAAGAAAUGGUGUAAAAUUACUAGAUGAAAGGUUUAUUAUAUUUUCGGUAA
Messenger RNA from Zingiber officinale, 1798 nucleotides. RefSeq names its product receptor-like protein kinase FERONIA. The record is from RefSeq and is a predicted model, not a curated record. Gene Ontology annotation, molecular function: protein kinase activity. Lineage: Eukaryota; Viridiplantae; Streptophyta; Magnoliopsida; Zingiberales; Zingiberaceae. The coding region runs from base 132 to 1661 and encodes 509 amino acids. The transcript has a single exon.